Molecule: messenger RNA, 1605 nt
Organism: Dendronephthya gigantea
Lineage: Eukaryota; Metazoa; Cnidaria; Anthozoa; Malacalcyonacea; Nephtheidae
Product: SET domain-containing protein 4-like
Exons: 3
Coding region: 296-1594 (432 amino acids)
Biological process (GO): peptidyl-lysine dimethylation; peptidyl-lysine trimethylation; peptidyl-lysine monomethylation
Molecular function (GO): protein binding; histone H3K36 methyltransferase activity; histone H3K4 methyltransferase activity
Source: RefSeq, a predicted model, not a curated record
UUCCUCAGAUCAAAUAUGAUAUCAUAUGUUGUUUAUUUAUACAUUUUCUGUUCAAAAAUGAUUAUUUUUGUGUGAAAAAAAAUCCGAAGAUUUUGGAAAUUUAAAUUUUGCCGCUUUGUUGAAACACAAAAAUUACUAGUGCCAGCACCCGUGCACUGCCUCGGUCACUUCAAAAUUUGGACCAAACUACCAAAGCUUCCUCGGGUAGGCGGGAAUUUUUGCGUCUAAAAUGCAAUUCUAAAUUACCAUUUUAAUUUAAAACCUUCCUAAAUUACUGCAGUACUGCUAAGUGUUCAUGUCGAGGCAAACUAAAGGUCGUACUUGGCGUCAAAGACAAAAGAGACGACUAAAAGGAGCCAAGAUAAUCUCACUCUCUCAGAAACCAGAGUAUAUUGAAUUGUUUCAAUGGGCUAAGGAGAAUGGUGUUGUAUUUCAUAAAAUGCGACCUGCCAUCUUCCCUGGUACUGGUAGAGGGUUAAUGGCUACACGACAGAUAAAUGAUGGUGAUUUGUUGAUAUCAGUUCCAAGAAGAUUGUUGAUUACUGGGGAUGUGCUGAGGAAUUACUAUACUGAUGGAAUAAGUCAAGUGAAAAGACCAAACCUCACUACCAUUGAUCUGCUUUGUCUCUUUCUCAUUGUGGAGAAGUCCCUUGGUAACAAAUCAUUCUGGUCACCAUAUGUUACCAUGCUGCCGUCACAGUACAAUACCCCUGCAUAUUUUAACCAUCAUGAAUUAAGUCAUGCGCCAAAAUUCUUUAUGGAACAUGGUCAAGCUCAGUUGAAGAGCAUUAGGGAAUGUUACUUGUCGUUAAAGCAAUUUAUUUCAGAUGAGAUGAAGAAAAAUAGUGUGGAAUUAUCAUUCAAUGAUGUGAGAUGGGCCUGGAAUGCUGUUAAUACAAGAUGUGUAUACUUGUGUGGAGAAUCAAAGUUUGGUCUUUCUAACCAAGGAGAAAUGGCCUGUUGUUUAGCACCAUUACUAGAUCUUCUAAACCAUUCCUCUGAUGUACAGAUUCAAGCAGGAUAUUUUGGGGAGAAACAAUGUUAUGAGAUAUAUGCUAAAACAAGGGUGAAGAAAGGUGGUCAGGUAUUUAUAAACUAUGGCCCUCAUAGCAACAGGAAAUUGCUCAUCGAGUAUGGCUUUAUCCUGGCCAACAACUGCCAUAGCUCUGUCAAAAUUGAGUCAACACUUGUGUAUGACACGGCAGCAAAAUUUAACAGAUGUUUAUCAAAAAGGAUGUGUGAUGUUGUGAGCAAAUAUAACCUUGAAGCAACAUUCUUUUGUUCACUAAAUGGGCUGUCCUGGAGCCUAGAGACAGUUUUGAAGCUGCUGUGUUUAGAAGAUGAUUCAAAAAUUGACUUAAAAUCUCUAUGUAUUGAGAGCCUUGAAGUAUCAGAUGAAAACAGAGUUUUAAUGCACAUACUGUCCAGAGAAAUUUUGAAGUCUAUCUUGGAUAAUUAUCAAAAGGAUAUUGCAAGGAUAUUAUCUGAGAAUAGCAAUGGUUUGUCUGACAGAAUGAGACAGUUGGAAGCAUUGUUGAAGGGAGAAAUGAAUGUUGUAAAAAAUGCUUUACUCUCUUUGGAUUUAAAAAUAUGACAAAGAUUGUG